AAACAAAAUUUUCAAGAUGCAAAGUGUAUUGUUUAAAAAUUUUUCUUUUUCUUUUGCGAGCAAAUUAAAUUUUUCAACUACUACAACUAAAAAAAUUGACUCCGUUGUAGCUCAUAAAUCAGCCCGACUCCCGUCUGGUUUUAAUCCAAUUACUCCAUUUGCUGUUUUUGUUAAAGAAAAAAUGAAAAAUUCUACUGGGGAAAAAGCGUCUGAAUUGGUAAAAAAAGUUGCAAAAUCAUGGAAGGAAAUGAGCGAUUUGGAUAAAAAAUCUUAUGUUGAGAAUGCAAAAAUAAUUUCUCAAAAAAGGAAGGAUGAAUUUUCACAAUUUUCUGUACAACAACAAGAAGAUUUGAUGAAAUCUAAUGCUUCUCUUAUUGAAAAACGUAAACGUGGCAAACUUUUGCAUGAUCUUCAUGAAUUUUAUAAACAAACAAAUAAACCAAAGCGUCCAAUGAAUGGUUUUUUACUCUUUUGUAAAGAUGGUAUGGAAAAAAAUCAAACCCCUAAGGGAAAAGAAGAAAUUAUUCAAGUUGGAAAAGAUUUUGGACAACAAUGGAAGCUUAUGACUGAUGUUGACAAAAAAUUUUAUUUGGAAAAGGCUGAAAAUCUUAAAAAUCAUUACAAUAAAGAAUUACAAGUUUGGAAGGAUGUUAAUGCAGAUGAAAUUUCAAAAUGGAAUGAUAAAUUGAAAUUAGGGAAGAAGACUACGCUUAAAAAAUGA
Meloidogyne enterolobii is the source of this 721-nucleotide messenger RNA. The record is from the annotation of a GenBank genome assembly. NCBI's taxonomy places the organism in Eukaryota, Metazoa, Nematoda, Chromadorea, Rhabditida, Meloidogynidae.